UCUAGAGCAGGAGGAGGGACGUUAGCUCGCUGGCCAAGUCUUGACAGUUAGCGUUCCUUAGCUAGCAGCUGUAUGCUAAUAUUAGUCAACGGGACUAAAUGCUGUUUUGGAUAAAAGGUGGGGUAACCGCCCCCAGUAUGCCAGGCUAGCUUUAACUGUUGUGAGCAAUCACCGGGGCUCUAAGGAAGCUCGUGCAUAGGGCUAGAGGGCUUGCACCAGCUGCUUAAGGAUCAGAUCAUAUCGGGCCAGACUGACCACAUCAAACUGGAUGAAACUAGGUCAGGCUGAAUCAAACCAGACUGAGACCAGAUCAGAACAGAGCAGACCUGACUGAUCCAGACUAUACCAGGCCCGUCCAGGAGACCUGUUCCAGUUUCUUAUCCAGUUGAGGGCUCGAGAGUGGAUGGAAGGAGAUGAUUUUAACACAGAGGCUGUGAUGAACAUCUGUGAAGCCUGCAAACCUAACAUUUUGUGGCCAUGUAAAGAAACGGUGUUUUCUACCUGCCCAUGAUGACCUGAUGGCAGACCAAAGGAUGGACAUCUCGUCUACAAUGACUGACUUCAUGUCCCCCGGCUCUACCGACCUCAUCUCCAGCUCCAUCAGCACGCCUGGCAUGGACUACACCCGCAAGAGGAAGGGCAGCACCACCGAUUACCAAAUUGAUGGCUUCUCAUUUGAUGACAUGGACCCAGACAAAGAUAAACUAGGAAGUGACCAACAGGGCCGGAUUAAGAAUGCCAGAGAGGCUCACAGCCAGAUCGAGAAGCGUCGCAGGGACAAGAUGAACAGUUUCAUCGACGAGCUGGCGUCACUCGUGCCCACCUGUAACGCCAUGUCCCGCAAGCUAGACAAGCUGACGGUCCUCCGCAUGGCUGUCCAGCACAUGAAGACACUCAGAGGUGCAGCCAACCCGUACACAGAGGCCAACUACAAGCCUUCCUUUCUCUCAGAUGAUGAACUGAAGCACUUGAUACUAAGGGCUGCUGAUGGUUUCCUGUUUGUGGUUGGUUGUGACCGUGGAAAGAUCCUCUUUGUUUCUGAAUCAGUCUACAAGAUUCUCAACUACAGCCAGAACGACCUUAUAGGUCAGAGCCUGUUUGACUACCUUCACCCCAAGGACAUUGCCAAGGUCAAAGAGCAGCUGUCCUCUUCCGAUACGGCCCCACGAGAGCGGCUCAUUGACGCUAAAACUGGUCUUCCAGUGAAGACAGACAUCACCCCCGGCCCAUCUAGACUCUGUUCUGGAGCCAGACGGUCGUUUUUCUGCAGGAUGAAGUGCAACAGGCCCUCUGUCAAAGUAGAGGAUAAAGACUUUCCCUCCACCUGCUCUAAGAAAAAAGCGGACCGCAAGAGCUUCUGCACCAUCCACAGCACGGGCUACUUGAAGAGCUGGCCGCCCACCAAGAUGGGUCUCGACGAGGACAACGAGCCCGACAACGAGGGCUGUAACCUGAGCUGCCUGGUGGCCAUUGGCCGCCUGCACCCCCACAUAGUCCCCCAACCCAGCCUGGCAGACAUCAGGGUAAAGCCCACAGAGUACGUCUCCCGGCACGCCAUCGACGGCAAAUUCGUCUUCGUUGACCAGAGGGCCACAGCCAUCCUAGCCUACCUGCCCCAGGAGCUGCUGGGAACGUCCUUCUACGAGUAUUUCCACCAAGACGACAUCGGCCACCUGGCAGAGUGCCACAGACAAGUGCUGCAGAUGAGAGAGAAGAUCAACACCAACUGUUACAAAUUCAAGAUCAAAGACGGCUCCUUCAUCACGCUGAGGAGCCGAUGGUUCAGCUUCAUGAACCCCUGGACCAAGGAUGUGGAGUACAUCGUCUCCACCAACACUGUUGUCUCGUGUCCCAUGAUGGAAGGAUCAGACUACCCUCAGUCUGCUGCCUCACCGCAGAGUAUGGACAGUGUUCUCACCUCAGAGGUGGGCGGAGGAAGGAGGCCGCUGCAGACGGUCCCCGGCAUCCCCGGUGGCACAAGAGCGGGAGCCGGCAAGAUCGGACGCAUGAUUGCAGAGGAAGUGAUGGAGAUUCAGAGGAUCCGAGGGUCCUCCCCCUCCAGCUGUGGCUCCAGCCCUCUGAACAUCACCAGCACCCCUCCACCUGACACCUGCUCUCCAGGGGGCAAGAAGAUUCAGAACGGAGGCACACCCGAACUGCCGAGCACAGGGAUCAUUCCUGGACCUGAUUCUGUGGGCUAUCCCUACUCCAACCAGUCCAUCAUGAGUGACAACUCCCACCUGAGCAUAGACAUCAUGGACGAUCCCGGUUCCAGCAGCCCCAGCAACGACGAGGCGGCCAUGGCGGUCAUCAUGUCCCUGCUGGAGGCGGACGCUGGCCUGGGCGGCCCCGUUGACUUCAGCGACCUGCCUUGGCCUUUGUGAGGAAGUUUGAAGGGAGGAAGCGGAGGGAGGGAGUGUAGACUCCCUCAAGAGCCACUGAUGGAGAGAGUUCAGUCAGGGGGAAUUCUGGCUGCCAUGUUUCCUGCCCUCCGUACACAACUACACUGAAAAAACAUGUCAAUCUUAACAAAUGAUUUUUUUUAAUCAAGAAGGCUGCAAAUACUGAAGAUUUUUCCUUAAAGUACCACACACAAGGGGAGACGAGGCUCUCACUGCUGUUCGGAUUACACUCCUACUUUUUGAUUCAUCAUUCCCUGUAGGUGGACAAGUGACCCUCAAUUUCACUGGAGCAGACAGAAGGAUUUUUAUAUAAAAACCCUGCUCCCAGUGAUGUGUUAAGAUGAUUCUUUUUGCAGUGUUAGUUGCCUGCAGACGAGGAGUUCCCUAACAUUGCCACGGUGAGAGACCAUUACUCCAACAGUAGUGCAGCGAAUGGGAUCUUAAGUUACAGGAUUGCGGUGCUAAAGUGUCUGCUGACGGACUGAACUCUGUCUAACGGUGGCUCUGGUCCCGGUCAUUGCCACAUCAACGGCCGACCCCGAACCAACAAAGAACUCCUGAGGCGUUCAGACAGUGGUUGAAGUUUGAUGUGGGAUGGUGUUGGGCGGAGAGCGCUUGAUUUCCGGCUCCUGCCGCAGCCUUCUCAGCAUCUCUUAACUGUACGUUCAAGUCUCAUCGUAGGAUGUGGCUGUUUUAGCCAGCUGACCUCUAACAUGGGACGCGACACACACAACAGUUAUCCUCCGAAGAUUUGCUUGGAAGAUUCUAAGAGGUUCUUUAUUCCCAAGCCGCAAAAUUCCACAGGUGUAUUUCAGUUCAUUUAGGUAAUGACAAAAGCCACCUAGCUGCUGUUUCCUUAACUAACUUGAAUGUUUUCCUCACCAAAUGAUAUUUUCCCAGAAGUGUAGAGCAGAUUCUGUAUUUUUCCAUUAAUUUUAAACACAACGGAUCUGCGUAAAACUACUGCAGUACAUCUGUAAGAAGUAAGCUGCGAUCAAUUAAAGCUGUCCAAAAAGAA
Molecule: messenger RNA, 3420 nt
Organism: Micropterus dolomieu (smallmouth bass)
Lineage: Eukaryota; Metazoa; Chordata; Actinopteri; Centrarchiformes; Centrarchidae
Gene: bmal1a
Product: aryl hydrocarbon receptor nuclear translocator-like 1a
Exons: 21
Coding region: 519-2384 (621 amino acids)
Biological process (GO): circadian rhythm; regulation of transcription by RNA polymerase II
Cellular component (GO): cytoplasm; aryl hydrocarbon receptor complex; nucleus
Molecular function (GO): RNA polymerase II cis-regulatory region sequence-specific DNA binding; protein dimerization activity; DNA-binding transcription factor activity, RNA polymerase II-specific
Source: RefSeq, a predicted model, not a curated record